Octopus sinensis (East Asian common octopus) is the source of this 2345-nucleotide messenger RNA. Its product is annotated as graves disease carrier protein homolog. The transcript is spliced from 8 exons. The record is from RefSeq and is a predicted model, not a curated record. Lineage: Eukaryota; Metazoa; Mollusca; Cephalopoda; Octopoda; Octopodidae. Gene Ontology annotation, biological process: transmembrane transport. Bases 981 to 1955 code for a protein of 324 amino acids. Gene Ontology annotation, cellular component: mitochondrial inner membrane.
UCAGUUGAAAGCUACGAAACUUCGGAAUGCUACUGAGAUAUAAUCAUUUGAUGGCCGAUGGCGUCCUGUGUUGAAACCGAUGACACCAAGUUCUUCGCUCCUCGAGAUGAAAGCCGCUUCUUUUCUCUCCACUGGUCGGAUAGUAGAGAAACCUAUAGGUAAUGGAACAGCCACCGUUCUGAUCUGUCUUUACGAGCUCUAACGACUUUCAUGAGUGAAAUACACUUCAAGAAACGCAUUGGUUUCUAUGGGUUGAAGAACAGAAAGUUGACAAGUUGUAGAAUGGCAAGAAAGAUCUACAACUGCCGCCUCCCCUUUUAUAUUCUACAAUCAACACUAACAACAAAGAACUAAAUUAAUCAACCAGUUUCGCUCCCCCUUUUUUUUUUUCUUCAAGAAAAAAAAAAAAAACAACCCCCCAAACGCAUAGAGAGAACCCAUUCGAUUGUGAAUGUAUGUGUGUCUGUGUUUUUGGGUGUCGUUUUUUGUAUAUGUCGUUUUAUUUUUCUUCUUCUUCUUCGUCUCUGCCAGACAAUCAAUGGUCUGUCUGCACAUUCCUUUUGUAACUUUAAUGUUUUUUCCCCCUCGUCUCUAUCUCUCUCUCUCCACUCCCUCUCAGCUGAGGGCAAAAAGAGUGUCAGCGGACUUCCCAUUUCACUGAGUACAAUCUCAAGAGUCUACUGAAGUGCUUUUUUUUUUUUGAUUGACCCCUUCUUCUUGCUUCAUCUUUACGUAACCCGUCUUCAUCACAACAAAAAACUAUAAAACAACAAAUGUACAACACAGGACUAAAAACAGCAGCAGCAGCAGCUACCAAUGUACUACAACACGUAAGACUAACCAACAAACAAUAGAAGGAAAUACAGCAAUACUUGAACGAGUUUUUUUCGUCAUCCUGGCCAUCCCUCCUAUAUUUACGCUUCCGUCUCUUUAAUGUUGAUUUGUCUUUAAGAUCACAAGCGGGGCCGCACCACCUCAACAUGACAGUUUCAACAGGAAGUGGGGCCUCCACAUUAUCUCUACCUUCUACGAAUUUUGGGAUUACAUGGAAAACUUUUGUUGCAGGAGGUAUUGCUGGAUGCUGUGCAAAAACUACAGUUGCUCCCCUGGACAGAGUGAAAAUCUUGCUUCAAGCCCACAAUCGACAUUAUCGACACCUAGGUGUUUUUUCUUCCUUACAACAUGUCAUUCAUAAAGAAGGUUUUCUGGGCCUCUACAAAGGAAAUGGGGUUCAGAUGCUACGGAUUUUCCCAUAUUCUGCUAUUCAGUUUGGUGCUUACGAAGAAUUUAAAAAGAUUCUCAAGUCGGUUACAAAUUGUCACACUCACAUUGUCAAGCUGACGGCUGGAUCCUUAGCAGGUAUGGUGGCGCUAGUGGUUACUUACCCUCUGGAUGUGGUACGAUCUCGUUUAGCUUUCCAAGUGAAAGGUGAACAUCUUUAUGUCGGCAUCGUGGACACGAUGAAGUCAAUUAUCCAUCUGGAAGGUGGAACCACUGCACUUUACAAAGGCAUGGUGCCCUCAAUACUGGGUAUUUCACCAUAUGCUGGUUUAUCUUUCACAUGUUUCGAGAUAAUGAAAAACUUGUGUUUAGACUACUUUCCUGAAAGUCUUGGAAGACCCUGCCAGAAGACAACGGGCGGGAUUAUUCUUAUUCUUCCUGCCAAAUUGCUCUGUGGUGCCUGGGCUGGAGUUAUCGCCCAAACAACAGCUUAUCCAUUGGAUGUUGUCAGACGGCGAAUGCAACUGUCCCGAAUGUUGCCAGAAUCCCACAAAUAUGAUCAAGGUUGGCUGCGAACAUUGUUGGUCAUAUACCGGGAAGAUGGAGUCAGCAAUGGAUUGUUCCGAGGACUUACUGUCAAUUACAUUCGAGUCAUCCCUACUGUGGCUGUGUCUUUUGCCACUUACGAAACAGCAAAGCAAAUGCUUGGCUUGGACACCGGUGUUGAUCGUUAACACUUUAAACGGCUUUAUUUAUUUAAUUUUAAAUAUUUUCAUUUUAAUCUCCUUUUCGAUUUUAAGUCCAUUGUUUGUUUGUUGUUUUUGUUUUUUUGGGGUUUUUUUCAUUUUAUUUAAAAUGUAUCUAUAUGUAUAUAAGUAUGUGAGUGUGUAUACAUAUAUAUGUGUGUGUGUGUGUGACCGUUUAGGGAUCUGUAUGAAAUUCAUGCAAAACGAAAGAAAAAACAGUUUGUCUCAAUCACUGCUGCCAGUUCUCUGUUGAAAUGAUUCUCUCUGAAGUGAUUUUCAACUUGUCUGAGGAACAUCGCAAACAAAACAGUGUGACCCUUACUUGUUUGUGACAAAGGGGGAACUGGGUGAAGGUCGCAGCCUAUAUCUUUUCUCUUA